Naegleria fowleri is the source of this 864-nucleotide messenger RNA. RefSeq lists its product as uncharacterized. The transcript has a single exon. Lineage: Eukaryota; Heterolobosea; Eutetramitea; Acrasida; Naegleriidae. The record is from RefSeq and is a predicted model, not a curated record. The coding region runs from base 1 to 864 and encodes 287 amino acids.
AUGUCUUCUUCAAACCAUCAAAAGUUUUUAUUGCACGAUUGGUCAAGUAUUGAACAUGCCUAUUUUGAAUUGAACAAGGCAUUGAAUUUAAAAAUUCAACAACUAGAACAAUAUGAACUACGUUUACAGGAAAGAGAACGAGAGCUGAAUCGAAGAGAAUUGUUACUUAUUGAAAAAUAUGGUUCCGAUUCGGUGGCGGCGACUGUUUCCAGUAAUCAUCAUCAGGAUGGCCAUACUUCACGUCAUGAAAAUAAUGAUUUAGUUUUAACACAGAGUUCUAAUCAGAAAUUGAAUGAACAUGACGAAAAUAAUAUUUUCACAGUCACUCAAUUUGAUAUUAAUUUUACAAGCAACAAGAUGAAAAUAUUUAAUUCAAGUGGUGUGAUUAAACACUAUGUUGAUGACCAAUCCUGUGCAUGUAUGGGAAUAGUUGAAGGGAAUUAUGACAAUUAUGAUGUCAUUAGGUUUAAAGUAAAAUUAGGAAAUAACUGUGAAGGACUAUUUCUUGGAUUUGCUUCUCAAGAUGAUUUCUAUUUAUCUGGAAAGAAUUAUUUCACUUGUGCAUGGAUGAUACAAAUCAUUUUGAGAGAUCAAAAGAUUCAUUUAGUGAAAUUCAGUCCACAACAAGAAUUCGAAGGAGGAGAAGAGAUGACAAAUGAAAGCAAAUUUUUAGAGCCUGUUCAAACCUUGUUUGGAAUGGGUAUUGAAAUGCGCUAUCAUGUGAAGAAAGGAAUGAUUGAAUUGGGUUUAAAUGAAGGGGAGUUAUUUAACGUUUUUAAUGGUUUGGAGAAGAAUAUUCAACUGUUUCCAGCAUUUGAGACAAGAUUGACCAAUUGUCAAUUCGAAUUUGAUUCAUCGAGAUAA